AUGCUUCUCUUGGAGUCGGCCAUUGCAGAGACGGAGAGGACUGCAGACACUAGUAAACAAGGGAGGGAAGAAAGGGAUGAAGGACAACAAAGGACCGGAGGUCUUCGAUUGGAAGAGUCGCAGAUACUGGCGAAACAGAAUUCAAGCUCCAGCGAAACUCGAACAACCUGGAACAUCUUCGACAAUUCUUGUCUCGUCCGUAUUUCCGGCAAACAAAAACAAGGUGCUACUAGUAGAAGUCUCACAACCCUAAGCUCGUGGAGUUGCGAACCUAAAGCCUCUCGGUUCGUCCGAAGGCAGUGUAAAUACUGCGACUUCUUCGCACCCAUUUGGGUCCAUUGUGAUGAACUGGAUGUUGAGCAGGC
This is a messenger RNA of Amoebophrya sp. A25, 365 nucleotides long. NCBI's taxonomy places the organism in Eukaryota, Dinophyceae, Syndiniales, Amoebophryaceae. The record is from the annotation of a GenBank genome assembly.